AUGGACGAUACCAGAAACGAUUCCGGGGUCACGUCUGAAAGCGACUGCCCAUCAGCUUCACCCGAAAGUGACAGAAGUGGUAACCACAGAUUCCAUACACCACCACCACAGGAUGGAGACUGCAGGACCGACGCUAGCCAUAAUCAUUUCACCGGCUCGCAAGUUCCGUUCGGACAAUGCGCAUAUUACAAUGGUAAUUUAUCCAUGCCAUCAACUUCAGGAGGUGGCGAUUCAUCAAUAAGCAACAUGGAUAUUUCGAGUCAAAACGUCGACAAUUCUAGUGAUAACGAUCUAACUGAUAUUAACAAGCCCAAAUUCAAUUCACAUGGAAAAGUCAAACAGCACAAGUGCAAGCACUGUAAAUAUGUCGCUAUUACCAAACUGGACUAUUGGGAACAUUCAAAAAUCCACAUUAAAAGAGAUAAAAUGUUAAAGUGUCGAAAGUGUCCGUUUGUCACAGAAUUUAAACACCACCUAGAGUCCCACAUUAUGAAUCAUAACGGAACCAAGCCUUACAAAUGUGAUUCUUGUAAUAUAUAUACUGUCUAA
Sitophilus oryzae (rice weevil) is the source of this 549-nucleotide messenger RNA. Its product is annotated as protein hunchback-like. Gene Ontology annotation, molecular function: RNA polymerase II transcription regulatory region sequence-specific DNA binding; DNA-binding transcription factor activity, RNA polymerase II-specific. The transcript has a single exon. The coding region runs from base 1 to 549 and encodes 182 amino acids. NCBI's taxonomy places the organism in Eukaryota, Metazoa, Arthropoda, Insecta, Coleoptera, Curculionidae. The record is from RefSeq and is a predicted model, not a curated record. Gene Ontology annotation, biological process: regulation of transcription by RNA polymerase II. Gene Ontology annotation, cellular component: nucleus.